UUCCAACAAACAAAACACUUCCUGACCGCACGUGAUUCGCUGCCUUGAAGUGGACGGGGUGUCCGCUCAGGAUGUCCCUUUUUUGAUUUUAACGGAUUAAUUUCCCCCAGGUAUUUGUACAUGACGAGCGGUUUGAAAUGAACUCAAGGGACAGAGCUUCGUCUCACAGCGUUGACAAUAACAACCGGCGUCGCCUCCUCUCCUCUCCAAUCCUCAUGAGAAGUUUGAGCGGUGCUGGUUGACAGGACUCUUUACCUGUGGUCCACAUCUUGGAAUACAAAGCUACUGAACCAUUCUUUCCCACGGAGGCUUGCAUGCAUCAGUGGCAAGAAAUUGCAUUUCGUGGUAGACUACAGCAAAGGAGACACGGUGACCUUUCAGGAGGAUGGAGGUGGGAACUGAGCGCGGCGGCGUGCAGAAGGACAGAAAAACAUGUGCCUCCUCCUGCUCCAGUCUCAAGAUGUUCCUGGUGGCUUUGUCCUUUGCUUAUUUUGCAAAGGCUUUGUCGGGGAGCUACAUGAAGAGCACAAUAACUCAGCUGGAGAGGCGCUUUGACAUCCCCAGUUACCUAGUGGGCAUCAUUGACGGGAGCUUUGAGAUGGGUAACCUGUUAGUAAUAGCUUUCGUCAGUUACUUUGGCGCCAAGCUCCAUCGGCCAAAGAUCAUUGCAGUGGGUUGCGUACUGAUGUCUGUUGGCACCUUCAUCAUCGCAUUGCCUCACUUCAUCACUGGACGUUAUGAAUUUGAAUCAUCUGCACGGUGGGAUGUGAAUGCUACCCCAAACCUCUCACCUUGUCCGUCCGUCUCACCAACUGAACCCAGCCAAUAUAGUCAAUUGUCUGAGGUGCCAGCGACAGGUUGUGAAGGAGAUUCCAACCUUUCCAUGUGGAUAUAUGUGCUCCUUGGAAAUGUCCUACGAGGGAUUGGAGAGACUCCUGUUCAACCUCUUGGGAUCUCCUAUAUAGAUGACUUUGCUAGUGAGGAGAAUGCGGCAUUGUAUGUGGGCUGUGUGCAGACCAUUUCGGUGGUGGGGCCAGUCUUUGGCUACCUGCUAGGCUCUUUAUGUGCAAAGAUUUAUGUGGACAUUGGAUUUGUAAAACUGGAAAGCAUCAGCAUCACGCCAGCAGACUCCCGCUGGGUUGGAGCCUGGUGGUUGGGCUACAUCAUAGCAGGGAUCAUCACCCUGCUUUCUGCUGUUCCAUUCUGGUUCCUACCACGCUCAUUGCACAUUUCAGGUAGCGAGCGCACCCCAGGGAAGCCGGAGCAGACAAGUUUUAUAAAAAACUCGGCCCCCAUAAAGCACAAGUAUCCCGCGGAGGAGCGCAUGAGCUUCAUAGAGAUGGCAAAAGACUUUUUUCCAACUGCACGGACUCUACUGGGACACCCUGUGUAUUUGAUCUACCUGUGUGUGACAAUCAUCCAGCUCAACUCUCUCAUCGGCAUGGUUACCUACAAGCCCAAGUACAUCGAGCAGCACUUUAGGCAGUCUGCCUCCAAGGCAAACUUCCUAAUGGGUGUGAUUAACAUCCCCGCCGUUGCGAUUGGGAUUUUUUCUGGUGGCCUCCUGAUGAAGAAGAUGAAGCUGAACAUAAUGGGAGCAGCAAAGUUUGCCUUCGUCACAUCUUUCAUUGGUUAUAUCCUGUCAUUGUUUUUCUUUGCGAUGAGCUGUGAGAACGCCAAGAUGGCUGGGGUGACGCUUCCGUACAACAGUGUGACGGGGAUAUCUUACGAAAAGCCGUCUGUGUUCAAUGCCUGCAAUUCCCAAUGUUUUUGUUCAACAAAUAACUGGGACCCAGUUUGUGGAGGGAACGGCAUCACGUAUGUUUCUCCUUGUCAUGCUGGCUGUACCAGCUCUACUGGCUCAGGGACAAACACAGUCUUCUCCAACUGUAGCUGCGUCGGUGUGGCUGGCAACUUCACGGCCUCUACAGGUCAAUGCCCUGACAAGGAUGACUGUGACAGGAUGUUCCCGUACUUCCUAGCGCUGUCCGUCAUCACUUCAUUUAUCAUCUCCUUGGGAGGCACACCAGGCUACAUGCUUCUCAUCAGAUGCAUCAAACCGCAGCUAAAAUCAUUUGCCUUGGGAUUCCACGCUCUGGCAACACACACUCUUGCUGGAAUCCCAGCGCCCAUUUACUUCGGCGCAAUCAUCGACACCACUUGUCUGAAAUGGGGACAGAAGCGAUGCGGUGGAAUAGGGGCCUGCAAAAUAUACAAUACCACGGCCUACAGGAUAGCAUACCUGGGCCUGACUCUGAGCCUGCGGACAAUCUCCUUUCUCAUUUGCAUCCCAGGCUUCAUCCUGCUUAGCAGGCAGCUACAGAGGGAGGAACGGGAUGCCCUCCGUGGGUCUCUGACCAAUGGUGGAACUGAGCUGGAGGCGCUCAGAAAGGAAGAAUUUGUCAUCACAAAUUCUGAGCCAUUACAAAGAAGUAAAGACAAUGGCACGGGACGCGAGACGCGACUGUGAUUCUCGUCACACACGCACACACACGCAGCUACACGUGAGAUUUGCAAGGACUCGUUAAAUAUGAUCAUAUGAAGCAGGGCUCUUCAAUGAAGUCUAGAUCAGGGGUCCUCAAUUACAUUCGUCCAAGCACCAAACCUUUUCUCGGCAGUUCAAAUUUCACCACUUCACUUGGUUAUAAAAAAUAUAUUACCGAUAAUUAAUAAAUCAUGCUUUUUUUGUGGUUGAAUAUGGUCUAUUAUUAAUAAAACAAGAAACAUAUUGAAGCACAUUUUGCAUUUUCCAGCAGGAAAAUGGCUAAAUGAAGUAUAACACAAAUAUAAGACAUUGAGAGGAUGCAUUCAUAGAUGCUGACAAUGAUCUCUUUUUGGGCUGUCUUUGACUCAGGAUUUUUAUGGUCGACACGUUGGAUAUGAUUCCCGAGAGUUGGUCCUUACUCAACCAAUGGUAGAAUUUUUUUUUCAUCAAAAAAACCCCACUAUCGGGAUAUAAAAUGAAGUUGGUGUAACAGCCAUACAAUACGCUAAAAACGAUGUUGUCAUGUGAUAUGUACUUCGCUUUCUUUGGCUCAUCUUUAACCUUUUCAAAGUCAACACUUCCUCCACGUCCUAAAGUUGCUCUAAGUCAGCAUGCGUUACGAGCGUUAUUGCCGUCUACCCCCCCACACCUUGAAAAGCAGCUCAGACCGACACAGUACAGACUCGAUAAAUAGUCGACUAUAUGAAGGUGUCAGUCAUUUUAGUGUCAUAUUCGGUGAGACAAUACCGGAACAACAGCCUUUUAUUGCAGGUUUGACAUCUUAUUACUGUUAUUGCCGUCUAUAACCCACACCUUGAAAAGCAGCUCAGACCGACACAGUACAGACUCAACAAAUAGUCGACCAUUUGAAAGGUGUCAGUCAUUUUAGUGUCAUAUUCGGUGAGACAACACUGGAACAACAGCCUUUUAUUGCAGGUUUGACAUCUCACGACAGGAACAAUAAUCCCUAAUGAAACCUUAACGUUACUACCUGUCCGUCGGCAAGGGAACACAUUUAUAGUAACACACGAGUACGAGUCAUGGUUUAUUUACUUAUAUGUCUUAUAUUGGGUUAUAGAUGACUAUAGUUAUGCCCACUGGCACGGGUGCCAUGUGUUGUGGAUGCCAGAGCAUAGACAAAGGCAAUAUGGCGUAUUGAAGGUAUUGUAAUGACAACCAAAGGUGCAACAAAAGACGUCGGUGACAUGUGGUCACUGGGAAGUAAAAGUACAUAAAAGUACACAACAUCAGUGAAUAGUUGGCAGCAAGGAAUAAAGGCAUAUAAGGAUUCCAAGCAGUAUGGCAGGAGAGAAAACAAAGCAUGUACAAUGUUGACAAUGUGACAAAGGACUAGCAAGGCGGCAUGGUUUAAGAAGGCCUAAUAGCAGAUGAGGCGCAGGUGUGCUGGUCAGAGGAGCAGGAUGGAGGAGCCCUCUGCAGGACGGCAACGCCGAGACAGCAGAGGGCAGCAGAGAGAGCAGAGUGCAGAGUUAUUUAUUUACAUUAUUUCAUGAGGGCUAUAAUAUUGUUAAAAAGUUGACACGAUUUUGGUGACGUUUGUCCUGCAAAAUGAAAAGCUUUGGUCACAAAGGCUGCUUAUUGAGGACCACUGGUCUACAGAUGACUAACAUUAUGCUGGAGCCAAUACACAUAUAAUUUCAUAUCAUUUAAACGACAUUUGUUGUACUUUUUCCAACACUUUUAUAUUGCACCAAUUCACAACAGAGGUUCCCUCUGUACUCAUGUAGCAGGUCUGGAACCAUACCUCCUGGCACCCAGAAGAAGUUCUUGUUUUCGAUUACUGUACCUGAUUGGAGUGAUAAUACUGUGCUACAGCAGUUGGGGUGUGUCACAACAUGUUUUUUGUGCUAUAUUUUUUGCAGUGGACAAUGGCAUGUAGUGCCAACUCCAUUAUUGCAUCCAUUAUCUUUGCUGUAACAGUGGAACCUUGGUUAGCGUCAUUAAUCUGUUCCACGAGGUCGUACUGUACUGAAUACGGACUGUAAUCCAAUCGUUUUUUUCCCCAUAACAAAUUAAGGCAUUCCAGAAAGCCAAAAAAUGUUAACAAAAAACAUGAUUUAUGGUUUUACAUGCAUAAAACAAUGAUGAAUGACGAAUCAAAGGGACAAACACACAAUGUGGCAGCGAGAUCACCACCUUCCUGUUCAUAUUUCUUGAAUUCAGUAGUUUCUCACCACAGGUCUCUGCUUUUCUGCCAUAGAAAGUUGCGAGUGCCAUUUCAUAAGGAAGGUUGACAAAUAUAAGAAAUAUGUCAUGGCAAAGCAAGAAUGUGGCACUCUUGUUGGUCUCUGUGUGUCUUUGUCAUCACAAGGUCAAAAUAAUCCCAUUCAGUCAUUUAUAUGUAUUCCCAAUUGUUCUAUGCAUGUACAAUCUUAAAAUUGCAUUUUAUGUUAACAUUUUUUAAGCUUUUCAGAGCAUAGAACUCCAGAGUCAGACUUCCUUUUCCUGCUUCUAUAUCGUAGCACACUAAUAGGUUGCUAACAAGGACUUUUUCUAAUAAUAAAACUAAAUACCACCUUAAGAAAACAAUGUCUGGAUAUAUUUAAUUAUCUUGUGCCCAUAAAACAGGCUGGUUGCCAUAAAGGUUUUACGAUGCCCAUAGAUGGACCCCAUACAUAGUGAUUUUUUUUUCUUUUAACAACCGGCAUAAUGGAAAAGAGUGUGUUAAUUUCGGAGGUUCCACUGCUAACUCCUUUGGUUUACCUUUCCCUGGAGAAAGUGGCAUGUUGAGUGUAAGUGCAGAACACAAAAGGUGUGGACAAUGCAAAAUAGCCUUUUAUUCUCAACACACACUGUGCUUUUCUUUAUCUCAGGUAAAAUAAACAGGCACAUGACCUGGGGCCUUCAAGUUAAAUACGUAUAUAUAUUUUACAAUGUUCAAAAUAUAUAGUGAAGUGUUUAUUUUUUCACUUAAAAUAUACAUACUAAAAUCUGUACUGUAGGUUUGAAAAAAGCUGUCCAUUGAGCAACAACAAUAAAUAAAAAAGUACCUUAUUUAUUUGCA
Molecule: messenger RNA, 5510 nt
Organism: Doryrhamphus excisus (bluestripe pipefish)
Lineage: Eukaryota; Metazoa; Chordata; Actinopteri; Syngnathiformes; Syngnathidae
Gene: slco1c1
Product: solute carrier organic anion transporter family, member 1C1
Biological process (GO): transmembrane transport; sodium-independent organic anion transport
Cellular component (GO): basolateral plasma membrane
Molecular function (GO): protein binding
Source: RefSeq, a predicted model, not a curated record